CACUUGUUGUCCUAAAAAAACGCGGGUAUAUUUCUCCACCUCUCCCUCGGUUUCUUCUCCGCUUUCGCUCCUCAUAUCCUCUUUGUUUUUCUAUAUUUCAAUAUCAUAAUUUCUCCCCAAGCUCCUUCUCUCUCUCUCUAUGCAUCUUUUUUCCUUUGGCUCUCUCCGACUAGAAUCCGGACGGGACUGGCAUUCAAGGGAAAAAAUUGUCAGAGCCUAGACCAGAUACGCCUUUGAUCCCACCAUCUACCUCUUCUUCAUCAUCCCGAAAGCUCCCUGAUUUCAAAUGCGUAGUGGGGGCAACUUUCCUUCCUUUGAAUUAAUUUCCCACUACUCUCUCGAGGAUUCACAUGUACUGUACGAACACGGCCAGGCUCGACCAGAAAUCAUGCAUUUCUCUUCUGAAGAACUGCAGAUCGAUGGCUCAUCUCAAACAAAUCCAUGCCCAGAUGUUCAGGGUUGGGAUCCAUCAGGACCCGAACGCUGUCAAAAAGCUCAUGACCUUUUGCACGGAACCGUCUCAUGGAAGCCUGCGCUACGCAGAGAUAGUCUUCGAUUGCAUACAAGACCCGUGUUUGUUUAUAUACAAUCUCAUGAUAAAAGCGGUUGCCAAGAAGGGUCGCUUCAGGAACGCACUUUCCUUGUUUUCAAAAUUGAGGGGAGAUGGUUUGUCACCCGAUAAUUUCACAUACCCAUUUGUUUUCAAAGCGAUUGCGUGCUUAGGAGAGGUUUUGGAGGGUGCAAAGGUUCAUGGGUUUGUUGUAAAAUCUGGACUUGAGUUUGAUACCUAUGUGAGUAACUCAAUUAUGGAUAUGCAUGCACUAUUGGGCGAUGUUGAGUGUAUGAAGAAGAUAUUUGACGAAAUGCCGGAAAGAGAUGUGGUUUCUUGGAACGUGAUGAUUUCUGGAUAUGUUAGAUGCAGGAGAUUUGACGAUGCUAUUAAUGUUUUUAGGCGAAUGCGUCAACGUAGUGAUUUAAAGCCUAAUGAGGCUUCAGUUGUAAGCACUCUAUCAGCUUGUGCGGCAUUACAAAAUUUGGAACUUGGGGAGGAAAUUCAUCGUUAUGUUAAUGAAGAGCUUGGAUAUACCACUCUAAUUAUUGGAAAUGCUUUGUUAGACAUGUAUUGUAAAUGUGGGUGUCUGAGUACAGCCCGUAAAAUUUUUGAUGAGACACCGAGUAAGAAUGUCAUUUGUUGGACCAGUAUGGUAUCUGGGUAUGUGAACUGUGGUCAGCUUGAUGAAGCUAAAAGGUUGUUUGAAAGAAGUCCAACCAGAGAUAUUGUUCUUUGGACGGCUAUGAUUAAUGGGUAUGUGCAAUUGAAUCGUUUUGAUGAAGCAGUGGCAUUGUUUCGAGAGAUGCAAAUCAAAAGAGUUAAACCAGAUAAAUUUAUAGUGGUUGCUCUCCUUACUGGUUGUGCUCAGUUGGGAGCUCUAGAGCAAGGGAAAUGGAUUCACGAAUACAUAGAUGACAACCAAAUUUUGAUGGAUGCAGUUCUUGGCACUGCUAUUGUAGAGAUGUAUGCUAAAUGUGGGUGCAUAGAGAAAGCUUUGGAGAUUUUCUACAGCUUAAGGGAAAAAGAUGCAGCCACUUGGACUUCAAUUAUAUGUGGGCUUGCCAUGAAUGGUAAGACAAAUGCGGCACUCAAGUUGUUCUCAGAAAUGGAAAGACUUGGGGCUAGACCUGAUGAUAUCACAUUUAUUGGUGUUUUAAGUGCUUGUAGUCAUGGAGGACUCAUAGCCAAGGGCCGCAAGUUAUUUGAUUCCAUGAAACGUGUCUAUCAAAUUGAGCCGAAGUUGGAACACUAUAGUGUUCUGAUUGAUCUGCUUGGUCGAGGUGGGCUUUUAGAUGAAGCAGAGGAGUUAAUCAAGAAGAUACCUGACCAAAAUAGUGAAGUGGUUGUCCCACUUUACGGCGCUUUGCUUAGUGCUUGUAGAAUUUAUGGAAAUGUUGGGAUUGGUGAGCGUGUGGCGAAACAGUUGGUGAAUUUGGGGGUGAAGGAUUCCAGUGUUCUUACUCUUCUUUCCAAUAUAUAUGCCUCACUUGACAGAUGGGAAGAUGUAACAAAGGCAAGAAGGAAAAUGAAAGAUCUUGGAAUCAGAAAGUUUCCUGGAUGUAGUUCUAUUGAGAUUAGUGGAAUAGUCCACGAGUUUCUUGUUGGAGAUCUAUCUCAUCCAGAAAUUAGAGACAUACACUCCAUGCUGGAAAGGAUAGCUAAACCAUCAUUGGGUUCUGAACAAAACGAAAUGGAAGAUGAGAACUUAUAUCCUAUUGUAUUUUUAUGAAGAAAGCUCCCUUUUUGAUAGAAACAAGUGCUAACGAUGGUACAAUUCGUUAUAGUGGUUGAAACAAAUGGAGACAAACUAGCGGGGUCAACUGGCUUUAACGAUGUUGCGGGGUAUAUUUUUGGAAAGAACUCUAAAGGGGAGAAGAUACCUGUGUCUACUCCUGUUUUCACACAGGCAUUUGAUGCCAAGCUAUCCAAAGUGUCCAUUCAGAUUGCUCUUCCAUGGGACACAGAUAUAAGCUGAGGAAUGAAGUGCUUAUUUGGCUUGAAGAGUUCAAGUUGGAUUGAUGUGUUAACUAUAGCCAUCUCCUCACUGGAGUGCCCUGUUGAUUGUUCUCCAGGCGUCGAAGUUACCGCGAGAACUUAAGUUUCAAUGAAUUAUCAUCAACGAUUGAUCAGUACAGCUGUACAGGCAUGUAUAAGGAUGGAAAGAAGAACAGUAAAUUUACCCAAAUUUGUUCUCUUGUACCUGUUUGUUGUUUUUUCCCGGUCAAAUAAAGAUAUUUCGGCAGAAGUCUCUUGUAUCCCCCACAAAGAUGAUAUUGUUCGAAUCAUUAGAGACAUUGUUGGUUGGUUUUGCAAGUUGGAAUAUAUGUGGAGUACGUUGAUAUGCUGUAAACAUGUGGGUUGUUUUGCGCAUUCUGUAUCUGUCAAGAAUGACAUCUCAUUCCCAGGUCCCAGCUGAUUAUCUUUAGGAUUGUAUUCUUCUAAUCAAAUGUUUUUAUUGUCGGGAAAAUAUUAGAAAAUUCAUGGGAAUUAACCUGGCAUUUAGAGGGUGGAAUGAGUGUGUGAAUUAUCCGUUCUCUUGUUUGAUUGAUUUUGGGGACGGAAUUCUAAAUUCAUUUGACUCUUUAUAUGAUGAGAAUGAUUAUUCUCGACGACGGGGAUAAUGGGUUUUAAUAUGCAAAAUACGACUUUGUGCUUAUUUUAUUUUUUAAAGGCAGUACGCGCCGGCCGCCUUCACUUGUCGUACUCAAAAACGCGUGUAUAUUUUCUCCACCUCUCUCUCGGUUUCUUCUCUACUUCCGCUUCUCAUAUCCUCCUUGUUUUUUUAUAUUUGUAUAUCCUCAUAUCUCCUCAAGCUCAUUUUCUCUCUCUCUCUCUCUCUCUGCAACCUUUUCCUUUGGCUCUCUACGACGUGAAUCCGGACGGGACUCGCAUUCGAGG
Messenger RNA from Tripterygium wilfordii, 3451 nucleotides. Its product is annotated as pentatricopeptide repeat-containing protein At1g31430-like. Gene Ontology annotation, biological process: RNA modification. NCBI's taxonomy places the organism in Eukaryota, Viridiplantae, Streptophyta, Magnoliopsida, Celastrales, Celastraceae. Bases 351 to 2282 code for a protein of 643 amino acids. The record is from RefSeq and is a predicted model, not a curated record. The transcript is spliced from 4 exons. Gene Ontology annotation, molecular function: protein binding; RNA binding.